This is a messenger RNA of Stegastes partitus (bicolor damselfish), 1604 nucleotides long. RefSeq names its product zona pellucida sperm-binding protein 3-like. Gene Ontology annotation, molecular function: acrosin binding. The coding region runs from base 1 to 1581 and encodes 526 amino acids. Gene Ontology annotation, cellular component: extracellular matrix. The record is from RefSeq and is a predicted model, not a curated record. NCBI's taxonomy places the organism in Eukaryota, Metazoa, Chordata, Actinopteri, Pomacentridae. The transcript has 10 exons. Gene Ontology annotation, biological process: positive regulation of acrosome reaction; binding of sperm to zona pellucida; egg coat formation.
AUGGAGACUUUUUGUUUCGGGGUGAACCUCCUGGUCAGACUCUUUUUGGCAGGAAUCUGUGCUCGAUCAGCUUUUGCUUUUCCUCCAACGCAUUUCAAGCAGCAUGCACUGUUUCAGAGACCUCAGCUUUCCCAGAGCCAGCAGGCCAAAGCGUCUGAGCAGCAGAAGCAGGUGAACACCGUCAGCGUCACCUGCCACCCCGACUCGCUGGAGAUCACAAUCAAAGCUGACAUGUUUGCAGUCGGAGCUCCUGUGAACAGCGAGGAUCUGCGUCUUGGAGUGGAGCACAGUGACUUCUGCAGAGCUGCAGCUUCUUCUGAGGACGAGUACCGGAUCGUUGUGGGACUAGUGGACUGCGGCACCAAACACUGGAUGACCGAGGACUCCCUGGUCUACACAAACCUCCUCAUCUACUCUCCUGAGGCCUCCCCUAACGGCCUCAUUCGGAUGGAUGAGGCUGUGAUUCCAAUUGAGUGUCAUUAUGAAAGGAAGUACAGCUUGUCCAGCUCUUCGCUCAUGCCCACCUGGAUCCCCUUCACGUCUACGCAGGCUGCAGUGGAAGCGCUGGAGUUUGACUUGAGACUAAUGACAAAUGACUGGAUGUAUGAAAGAAGCGCCAACGUGUUUCACCUCGGGGAGCCCAUCUGCAUUGAGGCCUCGGUCAGAGUUGGACAUCACAUGGGGCUCCGAGUGUUCAUCAGCAGCUGUGUGGCCACUCUCCACCCGGACAUACACUCUGAGCCCAAAUACAUCUUUGUAGAAAACGGGUGCCUGCUUGACUCCCAGCUUCCAGGUUCAAAGGCUCACUUCUUAUCCAGGACGCAGGACGAUAAGCUCCACUUGGUCAUCGACGCCUUUAAGUUCCACGAUGACGACAGAGGAGAGCUCUACAUCACAUGUCACCUUAAUGCUGUUCCAGUAAAUGAUGCCGAAGCCCCGAAUAAAGCAUGCACUUCUGUAAACGGAAGAUGGCGGUCAGCUGAUGGGAACGACUACUUGUGUGGUUACUGCCAGAGCCAAAAUGAAGUCGGCCAGCAGUACAGCAAACUCAGCAGCCCUGGCAGGUUCGAUCCUCGUGGGUUUGGGAAGCCGGCAGAACCCGAACCUUUGUUCAGAAGUGGACUGAGGACAAAUCAGGUGUGGGAACACAAGAAAAAAGUGGGUCCAGUGAUGGUUCUGCCGUCACGGAAGAGUGGGCCGCUCCCUGUGGAAGACCUGCCUCCAGUCCUCAAUAAAAUCAGCAGACCUGCGCUGUACGGCAGCCAGUGGAGAAGUGGGAUGACCGGACUGGAUGUGGAGAAGGGGCUGCUCACUCAGCCAGCAGACCUCGAUGAGGAGGAAGACGACGACAUAACUGGAACAGAUCUGAAAGAUGGUGGUGCCGACGAUGAAGAUGCUGCAUCUCUAGAAAAAGUUUCCCCCGACUUCAAGGUGAAAUCGUUGCCGGUGGACCUGGACUUGAACGCCACAGACGCUCCCGGUGACAUCGGCUUCACCUCCCACUAUGAAGUGGAGGAGACUCUGCUGUCAAACACAACUGCUGCAGAACCCAACCCAGACACAACAGACCCAAAGAAAUAAACCAUUAAAGACAUUUUACACUG